Messenger RNA from Pantherophis guttatus, 2816 nucleotides. The record is from RefSeq and is a predicted model, not a curated record. Lineage: Eukaryota; Metazoa; Chordata; Lepidosauria; Squamata; Colubridae.
AGUAGCUUUUUUUAGGGAGAACCUGGGUGGAGGAUCGGGAGGGUCGUGGGAACGCGCCGUGGCUUGCAUAGCCCAGGAAUGCAGCCAGGAUUGGCUCCGAAAGUGCGGGAGAGAAUCAGUAGGGGGACUUGCCGGGAAUGGAGGGGAUUGGGAAGAGGGCGGAUGUACCCCAGAGUUGAUAUUUCUAAAAUAUAUUUUCAAAACACGCGCAGGAACCCCAGAUUUCACUGCCCCGUGGGACAGAAGAAGAGGAGGCUUGCAUCACCGACCCAGCCUGGGCAGCUAAAGGUCUGGGCUGGGUGGUUUUAUCAAGAGUGCCUGCCAUCCUCUGCAUCUCGUUCAGAAGCAGGGCUUUGAAAGGAAGAGAUUUGGGUUCCUGAUCCCUUUGCUUUUCGGAUUUUCCCCAUGCACGAUUUGCAAACCUCCCAACUUCUACUUAAGGAAAUUCCCUUCUAGAUUGGUGGGAACCGAAGUGGAAGUAACCAGGGGUUACUAAGGGAACUCGAAUAACUAUAGACUAGCUUGCUAAAGCUUGUGUCAGCUCCAAAUUCCUCCAAUCAACAUAGUCCCUUUGACUAGGCAAGGCUGGGUGAAGACAAUGAUAUCAUCAUGUGGUGGUGUUUUUUGCUGAAUCUAAUAACUGGACAUCUAAACAUAUCUACAUGAAGAUAAAAUUGCAGUGAUUGCAAUGACAGUUUCUAAACACAUUGACUUGGAAGAAUAAUAAUCAACUUACUUGAUUUAAGAAUAACUUUUGAAUUAUAUACAAUACCAAGGAUAAAUACUAGCAAGGGCAUAAAGAAGAGAAUGGCUGGUGACUAUGAUUUUUUAAAAAGUCUGCAGAAUAACUUGCAAGAACUGAACCACCUCCGGGCAAAAUACUUAACAUCAACGAAAAGUCCAUCAUCUGCUGGGAUUGAGUCGUUUCAUGAUCAACAACAACUGCCAGGGGAGAAAAUGAGCAUCCAGUCAUUUGCUCCUAGGAAGAGUAUUCGUCAUCGUAAUCCAUAUUGGCCUGAUGAAGAAAUACGGACCUUCAUUGAGAUCUGGGGUGAUGACCAAGUCCAAGCCUCACUGGCCACCAACUUUCGCAAUGAGGCACAGUAUGAGUGGAUCUCUGAUAAGAUGCGAGGAUAUGGCUAUGACCGGGAUAUGAAGCAGUGUCGCUUGCGUGCCAAGGAGCUUCGGCGAGGAUACAAGGCAAUUGUUUGUGGAAACAACUCUUCUGUGAGUGGUCAACGUGCCUUGCCAUUUUAUGAUUCCUUGAACAGUUUCCUGUGCAUGCACAAGGGUCUUGUGGUGUCCAAAGUUUCUCUAUCUAUAGAUAGGAGGAAUCGUGAAGUCCAAAAAUUGGGCUUGGAGCAAGAAAAAAAUGAAAAGCUAAGUGUUGUCUUGGUUUCUGAUGAUGAUGAAGCAUCCAUCCCAGAACCUACAGAUGACUCCAAUGGCUAUUUUCAAGAUGCACGGAUGGAUUCUGAACCUGUACAUGUCCAGUCUCCAGGUGAUGAAUGGGAACCGCAUGGAGAAGAUGGCCUUCUUGCGAGAGAUGUGGCUUCACCUAGUUUCCCUAAUACAAGAGGAGAUGGUCAUUCUGUCAGUUCAGGCCCAUCCGGCACUUUUUCCAGGGCAUCCCUGGUUGAUGCUGACAGAAUAAGCAACAACCACUGGAAUAGGAAACAGAGGAGACAAACUGAAACUACUUCAGACAUAGUAGAUGCCAUUUCCCAAGUGGGUGACAGACUGGUAAAUGCUCUAUCUGAUUUGCACUCAAAACACAGCGAAACCUCUGAACUUGCACAGAGUAGAGCAUGUGACUCCCAUAAAGAGGAAUUUACCAUACUUGCCAAUCAUGUAAAUCAGGCUGCUCAAAAUGUGGACAAACUGAUUGCCCUCAUGGAAACGUCUACCAGGAGGAUAGCAGAUGCCAUGGACAGACAGACAGUUGCCUUAGAGAAUCUGGCACAAUUGUUUGCUGCAAGAGCACCAACAAUUUCAGUGCCCUUGAUAUCACAGGAGCAGUCUUUGAUGGUGUCUCCUCCCAGAAUUGUUUUGUCGGUCCCCUCACUCCCAGCAGAAUUAUACAAUACUGUGAACACUUUAACAGGAAAUCGCACUUCUAAUCAGAAAGCACAAGAUUUGCCUGCUGAAGACUGUCAACCAGUGGCAAAGAAAAUAAAAACAGAAGAAGACUUAAUAUAAUUUGUUCAGAAAUCCUCAGAUGUUCUGUUCUCUCAUAAGAUGAACAUUCGUCCUUAUUCGCUCAUUUUUUCAAAGGCAGUUGGGAAAAUCAGGAAAGUGGAUGGUAUAAGAAAUAUUGUGGCGUGUUUAUUUUUUUUAAUAAAAAGAUUUUUAGCUGGAGCAAUAUAUUUGUAGGUGGAUUUAUAUAUAGUUUGGAAGGAUGAAUGCUGCCCGUUGUGAUGAAAUUGUACGGUUCAUUGGCAUUCCAUUCUGUAGCUUGAUUUCUGUUCUGCUGCUUAAGUAUGCAACAGGCUUAUUUGGACAUAAGAUACUAGGUUUUAUUUCGGAUUGUGACUGUGGUCAGGAUGUUGGCUUUGGACCUAAAGAACAUACUCAGAAUUUAAGCACAGCUAUGAACAUAUGAUGGCUUUUAGUAGAUUCUACUGAGACACAAUUUUUUGAUCUCUAGAUGGGUAAUACAAAUGACUUACAUCAUUUGGUGAUUCAAAGAUAAACCAUUUUAAAAAGUUGUGAAUCAUUAUGCACAUUUUCACUGGCAUAGAAAAUAAGAAAGAGUAGAGAACUCUUUGUGUGAUAGAAUACUCCUGUUAUUAAAUCAAUAAGAUAUGCUACCACUA